Tetranychus urticae (two-spotted spider mite) is the source of this 2762-nucleotide messenger RNA. RefSeq names its product Myotubularin related protein 6 (gene Mtmr6). Gene Ontology annotation, molecular function: metal ion binding; phosphatidylinositol-3,5-bisphosphate phosphatase activity; phosphatidylinositol-3-phosphate phosphatase activity. NCBI's taxonomy places the organism in Eukaryota, Metazoa, Arthropoda, Arachnida, Trombidiformes, Tetranychidae. Gene Ontology annotation, biological process: phosphatidylinositol dephosphorylation. The record is from RefSeq and is a predicted model, not a curated record. Gene Ontology annotation, cellular component: cytoplasm.
CAUUUGCUGUGAAAAUAAUGAUAAUAACAAAAAUAUUAGAUUGACUUAUGGUUCCAAUUUGUUGAAUGUUUUAUUGUUAAUUUCUUGUUAUUUAAUUUAUUUACAUUUGUAAGAUUGUUUUUAUCAUGGAUUAUAUCAAAAAAGCUAAGAUUGAUGGUGUCCGUAAAUUGGAUCGCUUUAGCUCUCAAAACUCUGGAAGUAGUCGGUAUGGCGCUGGUGCCAGAGGUGUUCUAGGAACCCUUUUUUUAACCCCAACUCAUCUUAUUUUUACCGAUACUGACGGUAAGCGUGAUAGCUGGAUCCUUCAUUCCCAUCUUGGUACCAUAGAAAAAUUAGCUACAUGUACUGGAGGAACCCCGCUUCACUUGCGUUGCAAAAAUUUUCGUUGUGUUACCUUUGUUAUUCCCAAGGAAAAAGAUGCUCAUGAUAUUUAUGUUAGCCUAAUUCAAAUUUCCCAACCGACCAGUAUCAAUGAUUUAUUUUGUUUCCAGUAUUCGGCUUUCAAUGAAGAUUUGGGCCAUGAUAAAUCUAUUGCAUGGAAUAAAUUUGAUAUCAGAAAAGAAUAUAUGCGAAUGGGACUUCCCAAUGAAGAUUGGUCCAUAACAGAUAUUAAUGUUGACUAUUCUCUAUGUGAUACUUAUCCACGUUAUUUGGUUGUGCCAUGCAAUGAAAAUGAGCAAACUUUACGAGAAAGUGCCACUUUUCGUAGUAAAUCUCGAAUACCUGUUUUAACUUAUCGCCAUAAUAAUGGAGCUAGCAUAUGCCGUAGUAGCCAACCCUUACCUGGUUUAUAUAACACAAGGUGUUCUGCCGAUGAGAGACUUCUCCGGUCAAUUCUUGGUGCCAAUCAAGGUUCAAAAUGUUUAUACGUUGUUGAUACACGCCCAAUGAUAAAUGCUAUGGCUAAUAAAGCUGCCGGAAAAGGUUACGAGGAUAAAACUUAUUAUGGAAAUAUUAAACACCAUUUUUAUGCAAUAGAAAAUAUUCAUGUUAUGAGAUCGAGCUUACAAAAAUUAAUGGAUGCCUGUGAACUUAAAGUUCCGUCAGUUAAUGCCUUUCUUAGUGCCCUAGAAGCUAGUGGCUGGUUAAAACAUAUCAAAUCAGUUUUGGAUGCCGCUUUAUUCAUUGCAAUUUCAGUUCGUGAUGGUAUUUCUGUGAUGGUUCAUUGUUCUGAUGGUUGGGAUCGUACUGCACAAACUUGCUCACUUGCUUCUUUAAUACUUGACCCUUACUAUCGAACAAUUGACGGUUUUGAAGCUCUCAUUGAAAAAGAAUGGUUAGCCUUUGGACAUAAAUUUACCCAGCGUUGUGGUUUUAUCCAGCAAUCUGACCCUAAACAAAUAGCUCCUGUUUUCACUCAAUUUAUUGACUGUGUUUGGCAGAUAACUCAACAAUUCCCUUUUGAAUUUGAAUUUAACGAGAAAUUCUUGCAAACACUACAUGAUCAUGUUUACUCUUGUCAAUUUGGAACCUUCAUUGGUAAUUGUGAUAAAGAACGAUCUGAAUGGAUGCUCAAAGAAAAUACCUUUUCUUUAUGGGCAUUGUUUGAUGCUGAUAAAGUAGAAUAUGUUAAUCCACUUUAUUAUAGACGUCAAAAAGCCAAAAAUUUAUUAGAUUUCCUUGAUGUCAACACUUGUCCACAAGUAAUUCGUUUUUGGAGAUCCAUGUAUAACCGAUUCGAUGUUGGAAUACACCCUCGAGAAUCAAAUGAAGAUCUCAUUACUGUUACAUACAAGCAUAUCCAGAGUUUAGAGGAGCAUAUUCGGUUUCUACAAGAGAAUAUUAAAGCACAGGAGGAAAAAAUGAAAGCAACUGCACCAACAACUCGACAAAACUCAUCAGAUUUAUUUCAAGGCAAUGGGGAUGAUGAGCUUAAUAAAUUAUCAUAUCUUGGUGACUCUUUUGAUUCAGUGGAUUCACCCUUACGAAUUGUGCAAGAAUGCAUGAUGAGACUUCAAGCUCAUCAUGAUGCUCGUUUAGCAGCUGAAAAAGAAGCCGCCGAACAAGAUGGUUCCGAUGAAACGUCCAGUUCAUCCUUAGAUAAGGAAGAAUACAAUUCUACGGAAAAUAUUUCACCAGUUGAAAAACAAUCUCAUGAGAACACCAAAGAGGAAACCAAUGAAGAAGAAGAUUAUGUUAAGCAAAUAGUCUCUUGUAUGGAAUCAGUUGCUCUCGAUUGGCAAUCACUUCGCAAUUCGAAAGAAUGUCAUACCUGUUCUUAUGAUUUCGCCGAGUCUAAUGUUCGAUUUCAUUGUUGGGCCUGUGGCUUGAUUUUUUGUAUCCGUUGCAUCAAGAAGAAGAUGGUUUUGCCUGGUCAUCGAUUAAAUGAAAAUGAACCAACCUCAACAACAACGACUCAACAAGAAAACUCAGUAGCCUACGAAAUAACAAAACUACCAGAACAAUCAAUUAAAAAGCAAUCUGACAAAGAAUCAAGUGAUGCCUUUAAUGACCCAUUAGGAGUAAAUCCAUCAUCUGGAAAUUCAAAUGCAAAAAAGAUCUCAGAUAAUGAGAAAGUCGCAAUCAACGAAUCCAUCAAAAUGGAGGGGAGAAAAGUUCCCGUUUGUUUGAAUUGUUUUAAAAACAUCACCGGAAAUCAUUCCAUGGAUUACAAUAAUUGAUAUCAUUCUACAAGAUAUUAUUAUUGUCUCUCCAAUUCUCCUUAUUAUUGCAUAUUGAUUUACUGUCUUUAUCAUUAUCAUUAUUAUUAUUUUAUUUAAUUGAAUACUCUUAUAUAUAUUAUAUAUUAUUCAUACCUUUAA